This is a messenger RNA of Nothobranchius furzeri (turquoise killifish), 6521 nucleotides long. RefSeq names its product ADAMTS like 5 (gene adamtsl5). Gene Ontology annotation, biological process: extracellular matrix organization; proteolysis. Gene Ontology annotation, molecular function: metalloendopeptidase activity; protein binding. The record is from RefSeq and is a predicted model, not a curated record. Gene Ontology annotation, cellular component: extracellular matrix. NCBI's taxonomy places the organism in Eukaryota, Metazoa, Chordata, Actinopteri, Cyprinodontiformes, Nothobranchiidae.
CUGUCAGCCAGUUAACCGUAGUUAAUCCUGACUGGUCCACAGAAGGAGAAGGAUUUGGCUUUGGGCUCAUUUUCUAUCUCUGCUGACUCUUAGGAGGAAUGUUUGCUUGGGGAUGAGCCUUCAGCUUCAUGAACAGGUUUGAUCUCCGUACCAUGGAACGCUGAGCGUAAAGCUUCAGAUCAAGUACUCCAAGUUAGUGCUGCAAUGAGGUCACUCUCUCCUCUGAGGAGGAAUCUCAGUCCUUUUCCCUCUGGGUGGAUGGGAACUUUGAUCCCUGUGGAUGGAAGUCUGUUUUGGAAAGUGACUUGUUAGCAAGGCAAUUUUUCUCUGGACUUUUGGGAACCGUAAAACUCACAAAAGUUAACCAAGCAUUUCUUUUUCAAUAAAAACGUUUCCGUUUUGCAGACUUGUACUUAGGAAAUGCAUUAUUCUGCAGAUGCACCAUCACAGAUGCAUAAUGGACACCAGAUGUAGGCUACAGACCCUGAACAACUUCUGAUCUUCACUGCAGUUUGACAGCAGUGUUAGAUUUUUUUAGGUGCACCUUUGCUCCAAGUUGGCUCAAAGAAAAUUUCUAGAAUCCUAAGAAAAUAUAAACUUUUAUUUUUGAAAUGCUAUUUUACAGAAAUAUUUUAAUUAUUUGGGAAGCAAGUUAUUUCUGACUCACACUACUCCACCAUCUGCUUCAGAGCUCUAUGUUGUGGUUCAGAGAUGCUUUUCUGUAGAUCUCGGUAAGAACCAGUGGUUAUUUGAGCUGCUGGUGUCUAGAACCAGUGCGACCAGUCUCUGACCUCCACAAGACGUUUCCAUGCUCACAAACUUCAAAGGAUUUUUUUGUUCAUUAAUUUUUUAUUCUUAGGAAGUUUCAGCAACACCUAAACAUCUCAAAUACUCAACAACAAACUUCCUGUUUAUGACAUUAUAAACUUACAACCUACCCAUCCACCAUUUCCCCGGGUCCACCGAGCCCAUCCCCCUCUACUUGGCAAGUGGUCUCUAAGGAUACAUCAAGUCCAUCCAAGGUGCUGGGGUAUCUGAAGUUGCAUUCCUGUUCCAUGCUGAUGAAAGCUCCAUAUAGGCUAUACUCGAAGCCAGCGAGUGGAUAUUUUAGAUGUCUGUAAAACCCAAAUGAUAAUAAUGAGUGUAAUUCCAGCAGAUCAGAAGGUUCUGAAGUACUCAGACCAGCCUGUCAGGUACCAACAACCAUGCCACAUUUAAAGUCAGUCAAAUCCUCUUUCUUAUCCAUUAUAUUGCUCAGUGUGAACUGACUCAAUGAUCUUGGUGGCAGAGCAACAUCAUUUGGUCCCUAACAGAUUAAGUAUCCGCUCAAGUGAAGCAUCAGUUUGUGGCAGACACAUUUCUGUCUCUAAUCCCAGAGUAGAGAAUAAAAUCCACAUACAUUCCCUCAGUCAUAUUCCAGCAGCUUUUUAGGAUCAAGAGGACUUUCAGCCCACUUAAUUAUUGAUAGUAUACUUUAAACCAGAUUCCUAACUUGGCUUGUUUCUGUAGAAUAUACAAUAUGUCUGCAGAAGUAAUAGAAACUCUAAUUUCAAAGUUCAUUCAGAUAAGACUUACCUGCUCCACAUUUCCGUUUCCCUACAGAGGGAGUGGACUUUGUUGACUGAAAGCUGUAAUGGAGGACUUGGGUUGUGAUUUUUCUCAUUCGCUGGUGGGAACGGGAGUGUUACCGUGUCUUUGGGCGUGUUUGAGAAAAGGUUUUAGAGUUCAACAACUUCACUGAAGAAUUAUAAAGGAAGGUGGAGAGCGAGGAACAGGUUGGACUUCUACCCAGCUGUAAGCUUCCGGGAGCGCCAACGUUUUGUUGACCCAGAACCAACACAGUUAUGUCAGCAAACGUGCAGAAGAGUGUGUGGCCCUCUCCUUACGCAGUCCUGACCUUUGUUUUGCUGCUGGCUGCUCCCGGCUGCCCUGCCUCCCCACAGAGUGCCUCCUGGGGUUCUGCGUGGGGUUCUAGCAGCUCACCAGAACAUCCUGUCCGUGCACGACGACAGCUGAACUUCAGAAACGAGUGGGCCACAUGGAGCGGCUGGUCUGUCUGCUCACGCAGUUGUGGGGGCGGAGCUUCUGUACGGACUCGCACCUGCCUUACCAGGAACCCUGUUGGUGGGCCGUGUGCAGGAGAUCCCAGACAGUACAAGAUCUGCAACACCAAGGAGUGUUCUGCUGGCUCGGAGGGUUUCAGGGAGAUGCAGUGUGCCGCCUUCAACGACAGACCCUUGGUGGCAGGAAACUCCUUCAGAUGGACGACGUUUCAUGGAGGCUCUAACCCCUGUGAACUCAGCUGCCUGGCUCUGGGACACAACUUCUACUACAACUUUGGUCACGUUCUGGACGGCACAUCCUGCAGCAAGGAGCCCGGAGCGGUGUGUGUAAACGGACGCUGUCUGAAGCCAGGCUGUGACUCCAUCUUGGGUUCAAAGCAGCAGGAAGACGCCUGCAUGGUAUGUGGAGGACACAACACCACCUGCCUGCACCACAAGAGUGUGUACCAGAAUCGCAGGAUGGAGGCAGGCGGGCCUUUUGGAUACAAUGAAGUUGCCAUGAUACCGGCUGGAGCCACUCAUAUCCGAGUCACUGAUAACAGCAGGAACUAUCUCGCCCUGCAGAAUGGUCGCUCCCAGUUUGUGAUCAAUGGAAACUGGAAGAUCAGUGUUCCCGGUGAGUACAGUGUAGCUGGGACCAAGCUGCUGUACCGGCGCUCUGCAGAUACCUGGGAGAGCUUCGAGGUGCCAGGACCUACCCAGGAAGACCUCCAUCUAAUGGUUCUUGCCACAGAAAGAAACUCAGGGAUUGAGUACGAGUACUGGCUUCCACCAGACCAGUAUGCCCUCUACCAUGGGAGGAGGAGUCCACUUCGACAGGCUCACCACACCUCCAGCUACUUGCCCAGGAUCCAACCAACUACAUCAACCACAACAACCACCACCAUCCGUUCACCUCCGAACACCACCCGAUCCCACUGGUUUUUAGAUCUCUUAAAGACACCGCGCCAGUCUCUCCAGCACAACCACCAUCAGCGUCCUCGCCAGCCCAUCACGCGUUUGGAGCGUGAGGAAAACCACAGAAACCUCCUGCCUCAGGCCCCACCUGGAAGGCAUUGUGGAAAAUGUCUGCGAGUUAAAGGUCGGAGAGAACGCCAGAGGCAGUAUUGCCAAAAAGACUUUGUGUUUCGAGCUAAAGUGCUUGGGAAGCUGUACAGAGGCGAGGAGACUCGCUAUGAUGUCCAAAUUAUCCACACGUACCGAAAUCGCUAUCGCCUGGAGCACCGGGAGUUCCUGUGGGUCCAGAAUGUGUGCGACUGCCCCAAGCUGGAGGAGGGAAAACAGUACAUCUUGAUGGUGCGCCGCCACAUUAACUAUGAGCACACUCUGAACCGUAUCCUGAUGGAGGAGGAGAGCUACGUGGUGCCAUACAGGCCCAGAGAGGACGAGCUCCUGCGACCACUAGAAAGGCUCUGCAGCAACAGAGGAACCAAAGAACCUGCAGAACUUGGAGUGUAGUUUUAUAAGAGUGUUGCAGAACCAGGACCUUGUUCAUCUGCCACGCGUCGGCUAGGGACCUUUAUGAACGGCCCGAUGAACGUUUGAGUGUGGUAUGACCAGAGGAAGAAGCAGCCUUUUUGAUACAUGCCUCGUUAAAGUUUCAAAUGAACGUCACGUCUAUUUAAAAGCCCGGACAGCUUAUUGUACCACAUAGCACUUUAGGUGGACGCUGAUGUCCACCUUAAACAAAUACCAAAGAGAAGAACACUGACUGAAACUGCUGAUUUAACACAUCACUCAGUUGUUUUCCAUAUUGUAUUAAUUGUGUUUACGUUCAAACCUAAAGAAAAAAUCCAUUGAAACUGUUUUUUUCUGUGGGAACCCAGAGGUUUUUAUUCCUGAAACUCCAGCCCCUCAGUAGAUAAUUCAGCAGUAAGACCUACACAUUUCACACGUUAUUAUAAGCUUUGUGUCCACCUUGAUGACUUUUAUUUAGUCUUAAGGAAAUAGAUCUUUAUUUUUCUGCUGCACUCAUACAGUUGGGUCAAUCCUUUCACACACCCUGGUGGAGAAGAUGAAUGCAAACACAAAAAACUGUUUUUACUCAUGGUCAGUGAUGUUGUGAAGCCAUUCGUGAAGCAAUAUGUGAACUCAUUUCAAAUCACCAUAACAAAAUAAAAUAUCAAAAUAACCCCAUCGACACAUCCACACACCCCGGUUCCUAACAUGUAUCGCCCGCUUUAGCAUCAAUGGCAGGCUGGAGUCUUUUGUUGUUGUGGAGAAGGUUCUUAAGUUCUUAAGUAUUCACACCCCAUCCCGUUCUCUCAGAUCUUCUUCUUCCAUCCAUCUUGCGUUUCCUUCUGCCCGUCUCGCUACCAUGGGGAGCAGAGCUUUCAGCCGCUCUGCUCCCCGUCUCUGGAACUCACUUCCCCAGACAUCAGGAACGUCGACAGUUUUACCCUUUUCAAAACAAAACUCAAAACACACAUGUUUAAAUCUGCCUUCAACCUCUGAUUUUAUUGAACUGUUUCUCUCUUUGUUUUUUAUUUUUUCUUGUUUGGGUUUUAUUAUUGUUUUAUUGUAUUUUAUUAAGUGUUUUCUGUCAAGUGACCUUGGGUGUUCUGAAAGGCGCUUUUAAAUAAAAUGUAUUAUUAUUAUUAUUAUUAUUAUUAUUAUUAUUAUUAUUAUCUAAUGCCCAUUCUUCUGGACAAAAAGCCUCCAGUUCCUGUAAAUUUAUACCAAGACCAGCGCGUUUGAGCUCCCCCCACAAUGGUUCCAUGAUACUGAGGUCAGGAGACCGAGACGGCCACUCCAGAACCUGAGGCAGAACAUGUGGAUCAUUGUGUUGUAGGAACACCCAAGGCCAGCUUUCAGGCUGAGAGCACAAAUUCUCCUCCUGCUGCAUUCAUCUUGCCAUCAAUUUUGAUGAAGUUUCCAGUGCCACCUUCACCUUCAGUCCAGUUCAACUUCAUAGUAGGAAUGGUGAGCCUUUCAUCGUAGGCCUUGUUGACUCCUCUCCUAAAGUAAUGUUUAUGGUUGUGGGCAAAAUGUCAAACUUUGGUCUCAUCACUCUAAAUGAACAUGUUCUAGAAGUGUUUGUCUCUGUGCUGUUUCUCAUAUUGAACGCAAGAUGUUUUGUGGUGUUUUUGUAGUAAUGGUUUUCUUCUGGUUACUAAACCUUGUAGCCCAUUUUUCCUAUAAGCGCAUCCUUUUUGAGCUUCUUGCAACAGCCAUGCCACUUUCUUCGAGGGAGUCCUGGAUGUCAACAGAACGUUUCUGAGGGGUUUUCUUUGCACCGAAAACAAUUAUUCUGCCCGUUUUUGCAGACAUUUUUAUUUAUUAGAUUUCUAUCACUGCUGAUUGGCAUUAUCGGUAUCUUGGAUAUCUUUUCAUUCCCCUUUCCUGUUUCAUAGAGUUAAAUCACCUUUUCUCAUGGAUCCUGUGACAAUUCUUUUGCCUUCCCCAUGACUCAGAAACUGGAAACAUCAGCUCAGCUCUGGAUGGAAGAUGCAAGGGUUUGUUUGCCAGGAGCCCAACAACUCACACUCCUUUUAUAAACACACACUGAUUCCAGGGAAAGGGAUCACAGGUGAGGAGGGUUACCUUUAGAAGCCAUUCAAACCCAUUUGUGUCAGGUUGUGUGCAUGUUUCAGGCCAGAAUCAGUGUGAUGUGCAAACCUUUGAUAGGGUCAUUGGUAUUUUAUUUUAUUAUGGUGAUUCUCCUCUUCACUUUUUCACUCCUCCAAUUUUUACCAACAUGUUUCUGUCCCACGGCUGCAGAGAAUCAGCCAGAAUAUGUGGCUAUAUUUAAAAUCCGGCUGUUGUUUGUGAUGCAUGCAACCUGCAGCAGACUCAGACGGUCUGUUCUGUUUACUAAUGACAAGGUCUGAAAAAAGAGUUCUUAAUAGUUUCUAAAAUGUAAAAAGCAUGAAAGAGUGACACCCGAUUUUCUAACGUUUUGUUGUGUGCAUUUUUUAAGAAAUAAGCUGAAAUCUUAACUGGACUUGUGUGUCUUUUUAGGAUGUCUGUUUCUAAUUUGUUGUGUCAGUGAGUUUUACUCGUUGCUGGAAUAAAUUUUCAGCUCUUUGAUACUUAACAUGAAAGAUAUAUUUAAAUAUACAGUAUUUUGAUCGUGUGACACUGAUUAGCUGCAAAUAUAUUAAGUACAUUUUACCAGAUUUGUUAUUAGUGUGAUGUCUGAUAUUGUUUUGUGCCUUAUUUUAUUGAUUUCCAAUCUCACAUGUAAUAUCAAACUUUUGAUAUGUGCCAAAAGAGCAUAUUUGCCUAUAUUAUAACUAAUAAUGAUACAUUUGAUAUAAAAAAGCCUUUCAAGACACCCAAGGACACUUUACAAUGAUGGAGAUAGAAUAGAAUAUUUUAUCAUUCUAGCUGAUCUGUAAUACACUCCAUUUGGAUUAUGUGUGAUUUAUAAAAGAGAAAGAAGUGAAAAAGUUUGUAAGAAAACUUUUAUUUACAAAAAGCUUCAAGCCUACAACAAAUAAAACAAGUUUAACCACC